This is a messenger RNA of Anneissia japonica, 1024 nucleotides long. Its product is annotated as urease accessory protein UreG-like. The record is from RefSeq and is a predicted model, not a curated record. The transcript is spliced from 6 exons. The coding region runs from base 144 to 956 and encodes 270 amino acids. Gene Ontology annotation, molecular function: GTPase activity; nickel cation binding. NCBI's taxonomy places the organism in Eukaryota, Metazoa, Echinodermata, Crinoidea, Comatulida, Comatulidae.
UUAUAUUCAUCAACUUUUUACAUUACAGCACCGAUUUAAGGCCCGGACCAAAUUUUUCCUGGAAAUCUGUUGCCGUUUUGGUUUACUGCCGAUUUGACUAGAAAACCUACCAACAUCAAGAUUGAUUGCUGUAAUUUAAAGACAUGUCGCAACAAAAAGUGGAAUUUAUCAAAGCUGGAUUAACUAGUACUGAUGAUAAUCUCCACACCCAUGGACACGGCCACACACACGCGCAUGGGCACACACAUGAACACAUGGAAACUCCUGGAAGAUUCCUUGAUCGGGACUUGCCAAUCAAACGAACGGAUUUAAAAGAGAGAGCAUUUACAGUCGGAAUAGGUGGUCCUGUUGGCUCAGGAAAAACUGCCUUGGUACUGGCACUUUGUAAUUAUUUACGUGACAAAUAUAGCAUUUGCGUUGUCACCAAUGAUAUAUUCACAAAAGAAGACUGGGAAUUUCUUGUACGGAAUAAAGCUCUACCAGAGGAGCGGUUGAGGGCAGUAGAAACUGGAGGCUGCCCACAUGCAGCUAUACGAGAAGACUAUUCUGUAAACAUGGAAGUAAUCAAGGACUUGACUAAGAGCUAUGAUCCAGAAAUUGUCAUUGUUGAGUCAGGAGGAGACAACCUAGCUGCAAACUUCAGCCGGGAACUCGCAGACUAUAUAAUUUAUGUCAUUGAUGUAGCUGGAGGGGACAAAGUUCCUAGAAAGGGUGGACCAGGCAUUACACAAAGUGACCUUUUGAUUAUCAAUAAGACAGACUUGGCAGAGGCUGUAGGAGCUGACUUAGAGGUGAUGAAGAGAGAUUCAGACUUAAUGCGCGAGAAUGGGCCAACGAUAUUUGCGCAAGCAAAAAACAUGGUUGCGGUCCCGGAAAUUGCUGAUCUAGUUGUUAAUGCCUUUCGCCAGGCCCAGAAGAGUUGCGAUGUCGCUGUUCAAGCCAAGUCAAUUUUUUAGGCUUUUAAUGCAUCCAAUAUAUUUUUCAGAAAUAUGCACCAAAUACAGUAAAUCAAUUACAAAAUUUA